Molecule: messenger RNA, 1323 nt
Organism: Mytilus californianus (California mussel)
Lineage: Eukaryota; Metazoa; Mollusca; Bivalvia; Mytilida; Mytilidae
Product: inactive pancreatic lipase-related protein 1-like
Exons: 6
Coding region: 91-1161 (356 amino acids)
Biological process (GO): lipid metabolic process
Molecular function (GO): lipase activity
Source: RefSeq, a predicted model, not a curated record
AUCCGGAAGAAGCCAUUAAACAAAUUCUACUUAACAAACAAAAAUCCUCUCACCAUUUCACAUUCUCCUCAACAACAGGACGGAGCAAAUAUGUUUUCCAAGUUGAUUCUCUUUGGAUUACUAGGACUGGUCUCAGCGAGUGGGUGGUUCAACGAAUACUUUUGGUGGUUAGGUAAGCGACAGGUUUGCUAUGACGACUAUGGGUGUUUUUCCAUCGAUCAUCCGUUCUCUAACACUGAAGGACAUUUACCCGAGUCCCCGGAAUAUUUAGAUGUUCAGAUACUGCUCUACACCAGACAAAACAGACGCCAAGCCAUCGAUGUUACCAAUAAUGUCGGGGAAACUUUUGAUCAAAAUAAAGAUAUUAAGAUUAUCAUACAUGGGUAUUUCAAUACAAUCGAAGAAAGAUGGGUAGCUGAAAUGAAAGAUGCAUUCCUUGAAAAGGACGACUUCAAUGUUUUUAUACUAAACUGGGAACGUGCAGCAGGUCGUUUAGUUUAUCUUCAAUCUGUAGCAAACUCAAGAUUAGUUGCUGCAAUAACUGCUAAAUUUAUCAAAGACUUACAGAGAACUCACAAUAUUAAUGCAUCUGCUAUACACAUAGUUGGGUUUAGUCUAGGAGCUCACCUAGCUGGUUAUAUAGGGAAUGCUGUUGACGGACUUGGCAGAAUCACAGGAUUAGAUCCCGCCGGUCUACAGUUUGAAGGACUAAAUAUAGCAGUUAGACUUGAUCCCUCAGAUGCUUCAUUUGUCGAUGUUAUUCAUACUGACGCUGACCAAUUGUUCAAUGCUGAGAUGUCACCAGGAUUUGGUACUAUACAGGCUAUGGGACACGUAGACUUUUAUGUGAACGGAGGAUCCGACCAACCUGGAUGUGCAAACCACAUGAACCAACAUCUUUUGCAAAUACUGAAAGGAAAUUUUAAUUACAAGGAAAACUUUGGCUGCAGUCACAUGAGAUCUCUGGACAUAUUUACAGAGUCUAUAAAUAGUAACUGUACGUUCCGGUCUUUCCCAUGUGCAUUGGAGAUGUUACAGCUCGAAUCAUGUUCAACGUGUGAAGAAUCCGGAUGCAAUAACAUGGGAUAUAAUGCAAUGAACACCAAAAACAGAACUUAUCUCACGAUGACAAGGGCUGCACGUCCAUUUUGCAUUUCUUGAAAAGUUUAAAUGAACGAAAUUACUCAAUAUGGACAGUACAAAACAAGAAAUUUAGAAGCUGUAUGAACAUAUUUUUAUUUGGUUAUAACAUUGUCCAAUAUUGAGAACAAUUUGAAAAAAAAAAUCAAGUUAUAAUAGAUUAAAAGACAUUUUAUUAAUAAC